This is a messenger RNA of Microthlaspi erraticum, 576 nucleotides long. NCBI's taxonomy places the organism in Eukaryota, Viridiplantae, Streptophyta, Magnoliopsida, Brassicales, Brassicaceae. The record is from the annotation of a GenBank genome assembly.
AUGAAGUCCCUGCAGCUCACAAUGGCAGAUUACAAAGGAAAAGGUAUUCUGAUGGUGGAAGACGAUGAUGAACCCAUCCAACUACCAGAGCAAGAUAACCUUGGGCUUAUCCAAGAGUACGGCCUGUCCCUUAUCGGCAGAGUCCUAAACCCUAAGAAACAAGAUGUCGAGAAACUGAUUGGGUUUAUGCCUCAACAUUGGGGCUUGGAAGACAAAAUCUCUGCAAUGGAUCUGGGCAAAGGAACCUUUCUGUUCAACUUUGAAACAGAGGAAGACCUUCAAACCGUACUUGACCUAGGACCUUUCCACUACAAUUUUUGGAUGUUUGUCUUAGUCCGGUGGGAGCCGAUAGUCCACGAUGACUACCCUUGGGAGAUGACCUUCUGGACCCAACUAUCGGGUAUCCCUCUUCAUCUCUGGACCGAAACCAAUCUUCGUAGCAUAGGAGACAAGCUCGGAAAAAUCCAUACCAUCGAUGUCAAUGAAGGGAAGAUCCUGCUGACCAUUGAUAGCAGAAAGCCACUAAAAUUCGCAAGGAAGAUAAGAUGCUGCAAUGGAGAUGAGGCUACUGUGUAG